Salvia miltiorrhiza (redroot sage) is the source of this 1070-nucleotide messenger RNA. RefSeq lists its product as uncharacterized. The coding region runs from base 202 to 975 and encodes 257 amino acids. NCBI's taxonomy places the organism in Eukaryota, Viridiplantae, Streptophyta, Magnoliopsida, Lamiales, Lamiaceae. The transcript has 2 exons. The record is from RefSeq and is a predicted model, not a curated record.
UACAUGGAUGAGCGCGAAUGGCUUGCUGCACACAUGUAUAUUUUGAGCAAUUGUGCAGAGGUUGCAGAGACAUAUAGCAAGUGAGUAUUCUCGUUCAAUUUACGUAUAAGAAGUGUUCAUCAUAUAUAGGUGUUAACAUAUUUAUUUGAUUCUUUGUAUCCAAGGAUCUUCGAGGAGGAAAAACGAUAUGCAAAUCCUUACAUGACUGAUGCAGAGUUUGAAGUCGCGUUUCACAACGAGUUUAUUAUGUGGUUUAACCAUUACGUUUGUCGUCCUUGUAACGACGAGUUGAACCCUUAUAUUAGAUCGCUUGCAGCUGGACCAUUAAGGGAGAUUGAAACAUACUCCGGCUAUUUCGUGAAUGGCUACAGGUUUCACACAACUGAUCAUGAUAGAGAGAGUGCGACUGUGAACAGUGGCGUUUGCAUAAAAGGCUCGGUCUAUGGUAGUGAUAGAGAUGUGCUAGACUUUUAUGGGCGUCUGCAAGAGGUUUGCGUGCUGGAGUAUCCGGGGUAUCCAAUUAAGCAGACAGUCUUGUUCAACUGUGAAUGGUUUGACUUGUCGGCUCAGGGAACUUCUAUUGAUACAGACUUCAAGUUAGUUUCACUGAACCACACACGAAGAUAUAAGAAGUAUGAUCCCUUUGUUUUGGCGAGUCAAGUAGUUCAAGUGUUUUACUGUCCCUAUCCCAGUACGAACCAAUCAAAGAAAAAUUGGUGGUCAGCAUGCAAAGUCAACGCAAGAUCAAAGGUUGAAGUGUCUACUGCAGCAUCUACAUCAACAUUAGAUCAACCAUUUCAAGAAGAAGUGGUUACUAUUAUGCCUACUCACACAAGUGUAGGCAUUGAACAACCACUUCUCCUUCAUCCCCUCGGUGGAGUCGUUGAGAUUGAAGAUGACGAUGAAGCAGAAGACGAUGAUUCCCCGUUGACAUCUAACGAUAGUGAUGAUGAUAGUAGUGAUGCUUAUGAAUAAAUGUAAAUGCACAUUUUGGUUGAAUUUGAUUGCAAAUUUGUUAUGUUUGUUAGUUACUGUUAAUGUUAUGUUUCGCUAUAUAUUUGUUAAUUUAA